This is a messenger RNA of Prosopis cineraria, 663 nucleotides long. Its product is annotated as protein SHORT-ROOT-like. The transcript has a single exon. Gene Ontology annotation, cellular component: nucleus. Lineage: Eukaryota; Viridiplantae; Streptophyta; Magnoliopsida; Fabales; Fabaceae. Gene Ontology annotation, molecular function: DNA-binding transcription factor activity; sequence-specific DNA binding. The coding region runs from base 1 to 663 and encodes 220 amino acids. Gene Ontology annotation, biological process: asymmetric cell division; regulation of DNA-templated transcription; negative regulation of mitotic cell cycle. The record is from RefSeq and is a predicted model, not a curated record.
AUGAAGGAAAUAGGUGCUAGGAUGGAGAAAUUCGCUCGUCUCAUGGGUGUGCCAUUCAAAUUCCACGUCAUCCAUCACACCGGUGAUCUUUCAGAGUUGAACUUCGCGGAAUUAGAUAUUAUAGACGACGAGGCUUUGGCUAUAAACUGUGUGAACGCUUUGCAUUCGGUCACGGUCAUUGGUAAUGGUAAUCAUCGUGACGCGUUGAUAUCCUCGUUUCGGAGAUUACAGCCUAGAAUAGUUACAAUAGUGGAAGAAGAAGCUGAUCUUGAUGUUGGUUAUGAUGGUUUUGAGUUUGUGAACGGGUUUGAGGAAUGCUUGAGGUGGUUUAGAGUUUAUUUUGAGGCGUUGGAGGAGUGCUUCCCGAAGACGAGCAACGAAAGGCUCGUGCUUGAGAGAGGGGCGGGACGAGCGAUGGUUGACUUGGUGGCCUGUGAUCCGUCAGAGUCGGUGGAGCGGCGGGAAAGGGCGGGACGAUGGUCACAGCGGAUGCAUGGGGGUGGGUUCAAUGCGGUGUCGUUCAGCGACGAGGUUUGUGACGAUGUGAGGGCGCUGCUGAGAAGGUACAAGGAGGGGUGGUCAAUGACACAGUGCUCCCACGCCGGAAUAUUCUUGUCGUGGAAGGAUCAGCCGGUGGUGUGGGCCAGUGCAUGGAGACCUUGA